AUGCACCCACCCUCGAAAGCUCAUAACCACAGCAGUAUAAGUCAGUACGAGACUGGGUCUGAUGGCGAACGGGAGAUCUUGCCAGACACCACAGUCGGGAUUCUGCGUCGCAUGGCAGAAGAGAUCAAAUGUCCCAUCUGCUUAGGAACGAUGGAGAGACCCGUGUCAACAGGCUGCAACCACACCUUCUGCCACGAGUGCAUCCUCCACGCGCUGAGCCGCAGCGCCGGUUGUCCGUUGUGCAAAUCGCCUGUCCAUAAGCGAGGGUUGAACAGGGUGGACCACCUUGAGCAGGUCAUCGAGGCCUUCAACCAGCUCAAGGAGGCGUUUGAACAAGAGGAUGGCCACACAUUGUCCCAGGCACCUAGGCAUUUUGAGACUGAACCCCAGGAGAACUUGACACAGCUGUACCCAUACCCUGAAAAGGCGGACGAACCUUCUUCAACAGAGCAGAGUCAAUAUGGUGAAGAAAACGACAUGGACUGCUUUGAUGUGGAUCUGGACAGCGUGUCUGCAGAUCAAGCGGCUCUUCUGGCAGAAAAGAUGUUGGCCAUGAUCUUUCUCGAACCACCGAACGAGUCGGCUUCACAUCAAGCUUCAUCUUCUUCUCGCAGAGCCGAUCACCUUGUGCCACAGAGUCAUUCACCAACACAUGCAGUCGUUGUGAAACAGGAGAGCGACGCCGACGAUGAUGAGGAUGAGGCAACACAACCCCGGCAAGACCACACACAAGUUAAGGCAGAACCAACGUCUAGCCUCGACAUGUUUUUCAGCGGUCCUACUCAGGAGAGAGCAUCCAAAGAGAUUAAUGUUGUCAUCUGCGGGACAUAUCUUUCACCGCAGAAGAAGACGCGGAUGGACAGUGUAUCCAAGAGCCUCAAAGGCAAGACGAUCAACGAUCUGACGAGGAUUCUGGCAUCGCAAGAGGCAGGAUACUGGGUUGACGAGAGUUCGUACCAGAUUGCCGAUAAUGAGAUGAAAUGCAACCCAGCAAAACUCUCCCGAGCUAGUCGUUCACGAGGGGAUCGUCCAUUGUUCACAAAUUAUGAGUUUCAACUCGCUGGCCCAUUUGUGACGCCGACAAGGGACGAAAUGGAGCUGAUGAUCAAGAUUGGGGGUGGGACCGCUGUCCCUAGGCUAUCUCAGCGCGAUCGAUCUACAGCGGCCAAUGACGGUGGUAACACUAAACAUGUGCUGUUGUAUGACCAGACCAACGAUGGAGUGUUGAGUCUCAAGAAACUCAAGGUGGAGAUCGAAUCGGUUCAGGAGCAGGCACUGUCGAUUGGAAAGACGGUUUCUAUAGUCCCUUGCAAGGUUCUGCUGGAUUGCAUUUCUCAGUAUGAUAUGGACAAGAUGGUAGAAACCAUUCCCUCGUGA
Linnemannia hyalina is the source of this 1377-nucleotide messenger RNA. NCBI's taxonomy places the organism in Eukaryota, Fungi, Mortierellomycota, Mortierellomycetes, Mortierellales, Mortierellaceae. The record is from the annotation of a GenBank genome assembly.